CUCGACUACUUCGUCCACGACAACAGUUCGCGCCAGCCGCCAGAUGCGCAGCGUAAUCGUAGUUUUAUAUUUAUAUUUAAUAACUUAAAAAUCCCCAGUAUAAAUGUAGUAUUAGGCAAAGUGCAUUGCAUGAUAAUUGAUAACAGUCAAUGUCGUGUUAGCGGCUGGUCGUCAGUGGGCGAAGAACGUCUGACGCGAUUGAUUCGUUUAGCGUUUUUUACUAGCCAAAUUCUUUAUCUACGGUUUGAUGUUUAAUGUUUAUGAAUUAUUUAUCCGUGUUCGUAUAUGUACCUAUAAUAUUUUUUUAGCGUUAUUGUUUCUGUAUUUUUGUAUUUUUCUCAUAUUUUCAAGUUUUAGUUAAACAAUAAGAAAAGUAGGCAAUUUCCAGUAAUAUAAUUUUAAGGGCACCGAAUAAAAUCCAUUAUGAUUGAUAAAUAUACGGCGAUAAUAAACGUACAUGUAGAAGACGUUGAAUGUACUAUAUCUAAAAUGAGGACAAUUCAGUUUAGCUCCAGUCUUUGUACAACGAUCGAGACCUACACCAAGGAAAUUAAACCACCCCGUAUUAUAUACUAUAUAAGUCCGUCUUCUCAAGAAAGAUAAAAUGAAGAUUAACAUCAUUUUUAUUAUCAUGCUGGUACAAUUUUUUGUAAAUUGUUUGAGUGCUCCAGUAGAUAAAUAUAUGGAGGGUCUUGGAAAGUUUUGCGGCUCAAAGUUGGCAAUUGAACUUUCCAUCUUGUGCAAGGGGAAGUACAAUGAAGCUAGAGGAAAUGUAAAUCGGCGCCCAAAACGUGGUAUUAUCGAAGAAUGUUGUUUGACAAGUUGUACAAGAAAAUUUUUAAAAGAUAAUUAUUGUGCAUCUGAAUUAACUGUACCAAAAAUAAAACAAACAAUGGAAAAGCCGACAACUAGUUCAAAGAUAAAAAACAAAACAAAACAAAAAAUAGAUUAUUUCAGUGUAUUAUUUAACCUAGCUUGGAAUGUCGGUGAAGAGGUUGGUAUGAUAAGUAUACCAAGUGACCAUCAACAACUUAAGUAA
This is a messenger RNA of Rhopalosiphum padi (bird cherry-oat aphid), 1039 nucleotides long. RefSeq names its product insulin-like growth factor II. The transcript has 7 exons. Gene Ontology annotation, molecular function: hormone activity. The coding region runs from base 605 to 1039 and encodes 144 amino acids. Lineage: Eukaryota; Metazoa; Arthropoda; Insecta; Hemiptera; Aphididae. Gene Ontology annotation, cellular component: extracellular region. The record is from RefSeq and is a predicted model, not a curated record.